Molecule: messenger RNA, 414 nt
Organism: Peronospora matthiolae
Lineage: Eukaryota; Oomycota; Peronosporomycetes; Peronosporales; Peronosporaceae
Source: the annotation of a GenBank genome assembly
AUGAGCCCAAGUGCUCGCUGCAGACACCUCACCAAGGACCAACUUGUGCAGGGACACCCCGUCAGAGAAGGCGCUCGAUGCACGAGUAAGGCGCCGAAGAAUUCAUCGACAGGGAUCGUUGACGGUGCGCGUGCAGUCGAAAAGGGUUUGUGCAAGGGUGGUGACGCGAGAUGGUCUGAAUGCGCGAGUGCUAUCGAAGGAAGAGUCAAGUCAAGUGGUGACAAGUGUAUUUGUGGUCAAGAAGAAGUGGAAACUACAUCCAAGGCGAACGACGACUACGAGAUGUCAAGAUGUGACAUGGUGCUGGACGAUGGGGGAGCUGGAAUACCUGGAACGCUCGGUAUCAUCGAGGUUGGCUGGAGCGCAGGGGCAAGACUCAAUCAAGAUUCCCAUGGUGCACGGAUGCAGCAGUGA